Ananas comosus (pineapple) is the source of this 1913-nucleotide messenger RNA. RefSeq names its product common plant regulatory factor 1-like. The record is from RefSeq and is a predicted model, not a curated record. The transcript is spliced from 13 exons. Bases 252 to 1508 code for a protein of 418 amino acids. Gene Ontology annotation, cellular component: nucleus. Lineage: Eukaryota; Viridiplantae; Streptophyta; Magnoliopsida; Poales; Bromeliaceae. Gene Ontology annotation, biological process: regulation of DNA-templated transcription. Gene Ontology annotation, molecular function: sequence-specific DNA binding; DNA-binding transcription factor activity.
UCACCUCCUCUCUUUCUCUCUCUCUCUCUACAACCCUCCUCUCUUCUUCUUUUCUCUCUCUCCCUCUCUCUCUCUAAUCUCUCUCUAAUGGAGGAAGAGUAGAAAUUGGAGAGAAUCGUAUACGGUUUCCUCUCCUCUCCUCUCCUCUCCUUUCCUCAAAUCAACGUUCUCAAAUUCGAGCUUCGUCACGUAGAAGGGUUUAGAGCGAGGUGUUCUUCGUGGAGAAGUUUCAGGUUUCCGUAAGGAUCUCUAUGGGAAAUGAAGAAGCUGCAGCCCCUCCCAAGUCUGAUAAAUCGGCAUCACCUGUUCAGGAUCAACCAGUUGUAUACCCAUAUCCUGAUUGGGCAGCUAUGCAGGCCUACUAUGGGCCUGGUGUGAUGCCGCCUCCAUAUUUUGGCGCAGCAGUUGCCCCUGGUCAUGCACCUCCUCCAUAUAUGUGGGCUCCUCAGCCUUUGCUGCCGCCUUUUGGGUCACCUUAUGCUCCAAUAUACUCACCUGGGGGAGUCUACUCUCAUCCAUCUGCGCCCAUUGGAUCUCAUGUGCAUUCUCAAGGGGUCUCACCAUCUUCCGCUUCUCGCGGAGCUCUAGUGACGGCGAAUCCUUCGAGCACGGAUUUACCUGCCAAGUCAGCAAGUAAUAAGGACAAAGGGCCGACAAAAAAACUCAAAGGGCUUGAUGGAAUUUCUGUUUCAGUGGAUGAUGAAAAUGCUGAAAAUAAAUCUGGUGCUGAUGCUGGGAGUGGGUACAAUAGUACAGACGGCUCAAGUGAUGGAAGUAGUGAAUCUGGGGGGAAUGGAAAUGAACGAAAGCGGAGCUCAGAUGACAGACCAACAUCGGAUGACUGUAAGGUAGACAAAAGGGCCAAUGCAUCCAAAGGCAGGGGAACAAACAGCUCAAAAAUACCCUUAAGUGUUACAGUGGCAACAGCAAAUGUCGUGGGAAAUCCAGUAGGCUCUGUGCCUUCAAGUGGUUCAGGGAUGGAUUUCGAUAUCACUAAAGUAAAAGCCAUUGGCACGCCAGUUCCACCACCUGCUGGCGUUAUGAUUACUGGUCGAAAUGGAGUACCUCCUGAAUUAUGGGCAAAGGAUGAACGAGAACUGAAACGUGAAAGGAGAAAGCAGUCGAACAGAGAAUCUGCGAGAAGGUCAAGGCUGAGGAAACAGGCUGAGACCGAGGAGCUUGCCAUAAAAGUUGAGUCACUAAGUGCUGAGAAUUCGUCCCUUAGAUCUGAAAUAAAUCAGCUGACGGAGAACUCGGAGAAGCUCAGAUUAGAAAAUUCUGCUCUCAUGGAAAAACUCAAGAACGCCGGAAUGACCCAAAUAGAAGAGGUAUCUCCUGACAAAAUGGAAACUGAUGGAUCUUCAUCAGUUGUUGUCGAGAACUUCUUAUCAAUGAUCGAUAACCCUAACUCAGCUAGCAGAGGUGUGCAGUUAGACAAUAAGGAGCCUGCGAAGCUUCGCCAGCUUCUGGGCUCGAGCCAGCGAACGGAUGCUGUUGCCGCGAACUGAUCUUCACUAAUCUUGUACUUUUGGGAAAGUUUAUCAGCCCAAAACUACUGCCUAGUAUUAACAUCAUUCUGGGAAUUUGAUUGAACUAGCCUGCGGUUAGGUACAGAUGAGGUAACCUUCCUUUCGGACUCUUUUUAUUAACUCGUUUUGUAAUAUUAUUGUCUCUAACUUUAUAAUGUGUUUAUAUAAGUUGUGUGAUCCCAUUCAUGGAGUUGGAAUGUUUUAGAAUCCCAUGUGGAGGUCAUUUGGAAAGAGAACUGCUGUUAGGGACAUAUACUUUAAGAAAGAACUGUUGUUAACUAUAAAUAUUUAAGAAAGGCUUUCACUUUUGUUCCUCAAAACACCUUUCCAUCUUUUGUGCUGUGUGUUUAGUAGUUAAUACUAGUGUUCAAUGGUUAAAGGUUA